This is a messenger RNA of Tilletiopsis washingtonensis, 963 nucleotides long. RefSeq lists its product as hypothetical. Gene Ontology annotation, cellular component: Golgi membrane. The record is from RefSeq and is a predicted model, not a curated record. The coding region runs from base 1 to 963 and encodes 320 amino acids. Gene Ontology annotation, molecular function: UDP-galactose transmembrane transporter activity. Gene Ontology annotation, biological process: pyrimidine nucleotide-sugar transmembrane transport. The transcript has 4 exons. Lineage: Eukaryota; Fungi; Basidiomycota; Exobasidiomycetes; Entylomatales.
AUGCCGGUCACUCUCUCGCAACUCUCGGUGCUGGGCACGCUCAGCUUGCAGAACGGCGCCCUUGCCUUCGUGCUGCAUCGGAGCCGGCGUCCCGAUGCUUCGGGCGGCGUGUACAGCACCAGCACCGCAGUCCUGCUCGCGGAGGUCGGCAAGGUCAUCAUCGCCCUUGUGGCGCUCAAGUUCUUCUCCUCCUCUACGAACACCGUCAAGGGCUACCAGGCGCUGCCGCAAGCGCCGCCGAGUCCGCGAGCCGAGAACCGGACGCUCGCUCGCAUGGCAGUGCCAGCGCUGCUCUACGUGUGCCAGAACCACCUGCAGCUCAUCGCCGUCUCCUACCUCGACCCCGCCACCUUCCAGAUCCUUGCUCAGCUCAAGAUCGCCGCAACUGCCCUCUUUGCGAUGCUGCUGCAGGGCCGCAACUUCUCCUGCGCACAGCUCAGCGCCCUCGGGUGCCUCAUGCUUGGUGUCUUCGCCGUGCAAGCCAGUGUCGGUCGCGGUGCCUCCACCGCCUCCGCGGCGGAAUGGGCUGCAGUUCUGCGCGGCGUCUCCGCUAUCUUCGUGGCGACGCUGCUCUCGGGCUUCGCCGGCGUGUACCUGGAGGUCACGCUGAAGGACGCAUCAAGCGACUUCUGGACGUGCAACCUGCAACUGGCGGCUCUCAGCCUCAUUCCGGCUCUCGUGCCGGUCAUCACGGACGCAGCAUCGCAAGACACGUGGGCGCCUCUCGAUCACUUUGGCGCAUGGGCUUGGGCCGCAGUCACCAUGUCGGUCGGCGGAGGCCUCCUCGUGUCCUUUGCCAUCAAGAAGGCCGACAGCGUCCUCAAGGGCUUCGCUACUAGCAUCUCGGUCGUGCUCAGCGUCAUCCUCAGCGUCGCCUUCCUGGGCUCGCAGAUCGAUCUUCUGUUCUUCCUGGGCACUGCCUGCGUCUUGUGCAGCACCAUCGCCUACAGCCGGGCGAGCUGA